Molecule: messenger RNA, 5551 nt
Organism: Ostrea edulis (European flat oyster)
Lineage: Eukaryota; Metazoa; Mollusca; Bivalvia; Ostreida; Ostreidae
Product: FMRFamide receptor-like
Exons: 1
Coding region: 1881-3071 (396 amino acids)
Biological process (GO): G protein-coupled receptor signaling pathway
Cellular component (GO): membrane
Molecular function (GO): G protein-coupled peptide receptor activity
Source: RefSeq, a predicted model, not a curated record
AAAGCACUGAAAAGGCCACGACACUGUUGGUUAUUUAAAACUCAAAUUUUCGACGCAAUAUGAAGAGCUAGCUGUACCAUAUCCUUUUAAUAAAGUUUUGUUUUUUGAAUUUUGUGACUUUAGAUUCCGGACUGGCUUAAAUUAUUUCGGACUGGCUUAUGUUGCCUUCUUGUCAGUCCGAAUGACUGGCUAUCUAAAAAUAUUUUCCACAACUCUGCUAGAAUUGUAAGAAAUUUUCAAAAACAGUAAGCACUAAAUUGAUUUUGCCCAUUGAGAUUGGCUGAAUGGUAGUGUGCUGGCAAAAUCCUGCCUGAUCACUAGAUGGCUCUCAAGCAAGCUUGACGCCUUAAAAACCAGAUCAAAUUAGUUUACUACAACAUAUAUUCAUUGUCUAGGAUGAAAGCAACGUCAAUUUCAACAGAAAUUUAAGAGAAAAUAUUCAAUCAAUGAAUGUAAAUAAUUAUAAUUGUGAAAGCUAGUAAACGGAGAUAUAAACUUACUAUUGUGAAAUUAUUAUUGACUGACAGUGGAUCAGACCAGUACAUCUAGGGGACUGAACUAGUGUUCCAAGGAAUAUGUAGUGCCAUCAUUAAUCACAAAUUACUUUCUUAUUAAUAAAAAUGAUCCUCCUUCUGGCAAUGUACAUGUAAAAUAACAAAAGUCUGAUUAUUCUUUUCACAGUUGCAAAGUUUAAGGAUAUGUGACAGACAAAUGAACAGAUGAUGGUCAAAGUCAUGCCUAUGUGUCAUUAUAUGUUACAGACGACACAAAAAUGUGUACACUUAACAGAAUAAGAUGAGAUAGACAUACAAAGAUCUGAGGGAGCCAACGAGACAGGAAUCAGUGGCCAAGCAGAUACUGCCAAGGAAAUGUGCUGGAAAUGAGAGAUUGAGCCAGAUCAAGCAACAAGGGACCAACUGGAAUGGCUAGAACAUCCCAAAACAGAGUAUGAUGGCAAAGGGUCAUUGAAGGUCUAUGCUCCAUCAGGCAUUGGUAAGUAAAACAAAAUUUGUUCAGAAUCAAUCUACCUGAGCCAAAUUGGCAAAGUGAGCAAAUAUUUUUAACAAUUGGAAUAUUAACAAUUUGGAGCCCCAGUGUUUUUACCAUGUACAUAUAUCUGAUUAUCAUUCAGAUUUUUGGUAACUUUUUUGUAGCUGGGAAAGAGGAAAUACACAAAAUAGAUUAAAACUAUUAUUUAAAAAUCUAAACCUUAAUGUGUACCUGAUUAACCAAUUUAUCCUUUAAACUAUGUUACUUGAUAAUCCAUAAUGAAAACAACAGAAGGCUAAAAAGAACUUUAUAAUGGCACAUAAUUCAUUUCAUUUCAUUUAAUUGAUUGAAUUAAACCCCCCAGCCAUAAACUGACUCACAGCAAUCCUCUUUAUCAAGCAUUUAUGACCUCCAGUUGUUUACAUAAACCCUUCUCAUUAAGAUUUGACUUUACAUGGAGAUCUAAACUCUAUACAUUCAUUGCCGAACCAGGAUAAUAUUGUCUACUGUCCCUGGAUUCUGUACAUUUCUCAAACCUCAUUCACCUGGUAGAAAUAGUAAACAAGGUUUGAAAAUACAAAUCAUGAAAAUAUUAGCAAUUCAUAUUGUGAUCUCUACUGCAAAUGAUCAUGACGCUAUAGCAUUGUGCUAAUCUGUCAAGUUCCCCCAUAAAAGAAUUCUUAUCCUACAGCAAACACUUACAUUAAGAAAUGAUAAUUUUUCGUUCAGUGACUGGACUCGCCACAAUGCGACCAUCAAGUACCUGAUAGUUAAUCUGACAAUAUGCACUCCCUGCUAAUUAAACCUGAUAAAUUUUAUUACCCCUCAAUCACAGCUAUAUAUUCAAUGUGGGGAAAUAUUGCCAAUCAAUUCAUUUCAUUUUAGUCAUCAUGUCUGCACUGAGAGACUAUUUGGCAUCUCAUGAUGUGUCUUUCUCAAUCGGAAAUCUUUCGAGUAACUCCACAAACUUUAUUCCAAUCAUCAUGGACCCUUUGGUUCUGGACAAAAUACUUUUCCGCAUCGAGCUUUGGCAGGUUUCCCAUGGAUAUAUACUAUUUCCACUCUGUUUGUUUGGAAUCAUUGGAAACAUUUUGUCCUUUACAAUCCUGACCAGAAAAGCUGUGAGGUCUACAACCAUUGCUUUGUACCUACGCUGCCUGGCAGUUGCAGACAUCUUUGUACUCCUAACAGCCAUUUUUCGCUACAGAAGUUAUAAAUUGUUUUUCGAUGAUGAGGGUGAAAAGUGGUCCAUUUAUCAUUUUGAUCCUUACAUACAAGUCUAUGUGGAGCCUAUUCAUUGGAUGGCCUUGGGAGUUUCAAGCUUCACCACACUGGCCUUGUCUAUGGAGAGAUACCUAGCAGUUAGAUUUCCCAUCCGAAUCAAGCAAGCCUGCACUUUACGUGUUGUAAGAGCAGUCAUCAUAGGCAUAAUAACCAUGGUCUUCAUCAUAAGUAUACCAAACUACUUUGCAUACACAGUUGGCAAGUUCUUGAGAGACAACAAAUCCUAUGUCGCUGUGGCCAUGUUAACCACCAUGGGCAAGAAGACUUUGUACCACUGUGUGUACCAUAGCUAUCUUAUUCCCAUCCUAUGGUACAUCUUGCCAUGGCUCAUGCUGGCUGUUUUUAGCAUGCUACUUUCCAAAAAUGUUCGCAAAUCCAGUCAAAUUCGGGUCGACGUUCCAACAAUGUACAACCCCAACAGAAAUCUGAACCUCCUCAUCAUCAUGAUUGUGGUUCUAUUUCUCAUCUGUAAUUUUCCUAAUUGUAUCAUAGUCUUCUAUAACCUGGUGCAUCAUACCAUGGACAACGACAUUUGCACACAUGAAACCCAGGGGCUACUUUCAAAGACAACAAAGCUUUAUGACACACUAGAAGUCAUUGGGGAAAUACUAAACGUUUUCAACAGCUGCAUUAACUUUAUCAUUUACUGUGUGGUAGGUACAAAGUUUCGUAAGGAAUUGAAGAGAUUUAUUCUUUGUGAAAAAUGUAAGCAGAAACGAACCAAUCGUGUUGUACCCAGUUUGUCUAACAACCAUCAACUAAGAGACACAACCACUGAGAUCUCUAAUGGAAGGUAGUUACAAAUCCACAAUGGACAACACAGACUAGUUACAAAAUAAUCUAAUCAACCUAAUGUUUGCUUUACAUUAUAAAACAUGAGAUAUCAAAAUCAUUCUUUAAAUCUCUCUUUCUCAUGUAUUACAUAUUAUGAUGUAAAUUGUAUACAGUUUAACUUUUGUAUCUCGAACACUGAUAUCUUGAAUACCAUGGAUAUGUCGAAGUGCUUCAUAAGUCCUAACCACUUCUUCUUUAAGUAUUUUACCUUCGAUAUCUUGAAUCCUUGGAUAUCUUUUCGAGUGCGAGAUAACAAGGUUAGACUGUAGAUAAAUGUAUCACAGGUAUAUUUCUUUAAAUCACUUUCAUUUGGGAGGUCUUUAUUUGCACGCAAAUUUGUUGUAUUAUGAAAAUAACAUUUACAUGAAUAUUUUUAAAUAAUUACAUAAAUAGCAUCGAAUAAAGAGGACAUUAAUGAAAAUCAUUUCUAAAUUCUCACUGAUAUAUAUAUUACAAAGUACACUUCAAGAAACAAAGUUUCUAGAGAUGCGAGUGAUUUAUUGUAUCAGAUACCUGUACGAGUUCUCAAUCAAAAAAUUGUUUGUUUGGCAUUGAUCACCCACCUGAAACUGCUGGGUUAGUAGGAAAAUUAUCUUUUUUGGUGAAGAUGAAGGGACAAUACAAAAAAAUUCACCCAAAACAAAUCUCUGGGGGUAAAAGUAAUAAUAAAUGAGUUGUUUUGUUUGCAAACUUUUUUGUAGCAAAUUUAUAAUUCUGAAAACAGAAAAGUUCAAACAUUACCAAAGAAAAAGGACUUUCACUAUCACAUGUAAUAAUAUCAUAUAAAUCUUUUAAAAUGCGGAGAGUUUUAGUGGAAAAGGUUUUAAAAGAAACUGUAAAAUAAUCGAGAUUAUUUGAGUUUAUAUCAAAUAGUCCGUAUUAAUUUUGAUACACCCUGUAGGUCGGGUCUACGUGACUUUAGCGGCUAGAUGGUACAAGUUAAUUUGUAUGCACUACGUCACACUCGGUACUCCCUGUGAUCGAACCCAUUCAUUACAUUUUUUCCAACCGAAGCAGCAACGUGGUUCUUGUAUUAGAGGCGGAAACCAAGCACGUGGCCGAAGUUUUUUCUCCCCUUUUUGGAUUUAUUCCCUACACAUAGCUUUUGGACAAUUUUUUCCUGCAUUAGGAAUGCCACCUAAAAAACGAGCAGCGACCCAGAGAUCCCCGGCCAGGGGGGCCGGGAUGAAACGUAAUCGUCGGACAACACCUCAACUCCGGGAACGAAGUCCAAAUCACACGGCCACACCUUGGACGGAUCGACUAGCCCCUGCAGAGAGGCAGCCACAGCCCCCUGAGGAGGUACCUCGAUUCCCAAUCUAUAAUACAUGUACACCGGAUAACCCGGGUGAGUCUUGCAAUUUUUUGUUGAACCAAGCGACAUAUUUACCCUUGGCUUUACCUUGUCAAAUUACAUCUGCAUGCGAUGAUAUCGGCAGUCAUGUCUCGCUUAAACUCAAGCAAAAAAUAUGGGAGGGGGGAUUUAUUGAUCUGUCUGUCCUACUCAAAUCUGCUACGGAAUGGAGCAAUUUGAGUCCCACGGGGAUUUACAACUUGUCAAUGGCAAGCUAUGCGUAGUCAAGCGUCAACUUAACUCCUUUUUGAGCAUAGAAAAGUGGACAUCAGCCUUCAUGAUAUACAUGAGCAUUGUACUUCAACAUAGUCAAACGGCCCAAGAAAUGCUUAAGUACAUGCGAGAUAUAGGGUUUGCAGCUAAUCGUUCACAAAAUUGGCAAAAGUAUGACGACCAAUUCCGACUCCGUAAGGCCUCCAACCCUGCUAUGUCUUGGGGCAAAAUUCACAGCGAAUUCUGGUUGAUGUACAUAAACAACCAAUCAAAUUUCUCUCAUCCCUAGAAGGUGUCAAGCGGUUUAUAGGUGUCUCAAUAUAUCAAGACUUCCUAUAUCUUACCAAUUAUUUGUUAAAGUCUUUCGUGCUUUAACAUCAGUAUGUCGCUCGCCUUUAAUUUUUCUUUUUUUUUUUUUAAUCAUGUCUUAAUUUUUUCAGCAGCCUUUUCAUUGGCAUUUUUACGGUUUGCGCAGUCAGUAAGUUUUGUCAUCGUCGAUUCCACAAGUUUCUCAAAACCAGCUAGGUCAAGCGUUGGUAUUUUCACAUAGGUCCAAGACCAACCAAACCGGCAAACCCCUAGUUUGUCAAAUUAUCUGCCCAACACUACUUAUUAAGGCAUAUUUAUAGCCCCCCUCCCAUUACUUAUAUAUUGCUCUUUUCAUGCGGAUGGCACUCCUACGACACGUUUUCAGUACCGAGAAGAUACUGGCAUGUUGCCCAUAGUUGCAUGAUAAAAAUUCAUGGCUAACCAGGUUAGAGGUUUGUACAUUGGACACAACCAUGUCAUCAAGGCUACUGAGAUUGAGUUGUUCCGAACAGAUGGCACUCGUCUGUAUGUCGGUCCCGGGAAAUCAAUUAUUUCUCAACAAUAUCA